Nycticebus coucang (slow loris) is the source of this 4235-nucleotide messenger RNA. RefSeq names its product integrin subunit alpha 11 (gene ITGA11). Bases 134 to 3700 code for a protein of 1188 amino acids. NCBI's taxonomy places the organism in Eukaryota, Metazoa, Chordata, Mammalia, Primates, Lorisidae. The transcript has 30 exons. Gene Ontology annotation, cellular component: integrin complex; external side of plasma membrane. The record is from RefSeq and is a predicted model, not a curated record. Gene Ontology annotation, biological process: integrin-mediated signaling pathway; cell-cell adhesion; cell-matrix adhesion. Gene Ontology annotation, molecular function: integrin binding.
AGCACGGAGCCGGAGCAGGGAGCCGGGCGCAGUGCAGGCUCGAGGCGCCGCGCCGACGAGGCUCCGGCUCUGGCUUGCCGCCCGCUCCCGCCACUCGGCUCCGCUCCGGACCCCCGCCGCCGCGCCGCGGGCCAUGGACCUGCCCAGGGGCCUCGUGGUGGCCUGGGCGCUCAGCCUGUGGCCAGGCUUCACGGACACCUUCAACGUGGACACCAGGAAGCCCCGGGUCAUCCCUGGCUCCAGGACCGCCUUCUUUGGCUACACGGUGCAGCAGCACGAGAUCAAUGGCAAGAAGUGGCUGGUCGUGGGUGCCCCGCUGGAAAUCAAUGGCCACCAGAAGACAGGAGACGUGUACAAGUGUCCGGUGAUGGAUGGAAACUGCACCAAACUCAACCUGGGAAGGGUCACCCUGUCCAAUGUGUCAGAGCGGAAGGACAACAUGCGUCUUGGGCUGAGCCUUGCCACCAACCCCAAGGACAACAGCUUCCUGGCCUGCAGCCCCCUCUGGUCGCACGAGUGUGGGAGCUCCUACUACACCACAGGAAUGUGCUCCAGAGUCAACUCCAACUUCAGGUUCUCUAAGACCGUGGCCCCAGCUCUUCAAAGGUGUCAAACCUACAUGGACAUCAUCAUUGUCCUGGAUGGCUCCAACAGCAUCUACCCAUGGGUGGAAGUUCAGCACUUCCUCAUCAAUAUCCUGAAGAAGUUUUACAUCGGCCCAGGCCAGAUCCAGGUUGGAGUCGUUCAGUACGGGGAAGAUGUGGUGCAUGAGUUUCACCUCAACGACUACAGGUCUGUAAAAGAUGUGGUGGAAGCUGCCAGCCACAUUGAGCAGAGAGGAGGCACAGAGACCCGGACAGCAUUUGGCAUUGAAUUUGCUCGCUCAGAGGCUUUCCAGAAGGGUGGAAGAAAAGGGGCCAAGAAGGUGAUGAUUGUCAUCACAGAUGGGGAGUCCCAUGACAGCCCCGACCUGGAGAAAGUGAUCCAGCAGAGCGAGCGGGACAAUGUGACCAGAUAUGCCGUGGCUGUCCUGGGCUACUAUAACCGCAGGGGGAUCAAUCCAGAAACUUUUUUAAACGAAAUCAAAUACAUCGCCAGCGACCCCGAUGACAAGCACUUCUUCAAUGUCACUGAUGAGGCGGCCCUGAAGGACAUUGUCGAUGCCCUGGGGGACAGGAUCUUCAGCCUGGAAGGCACCAACAAGAAUGAAACCUCCUUUGGGCUGGAGAUGUCACAGACAGGCUUCUCCUCGCACGUGGUGGAGGACGGGAUUCUGCUGGGAGCUGUUGGUGCCUAUGACUGGAACGGAGCUGUGCUGAAGGAAACAAGCGGCGGGAAGGUCAUUCCUUACCGCGAGUCCUACCUGAAGGAGUUUCCCGAGGAGCUCAAGAACCAUGGUGCAUACCUGGGGUACACAGUCACAUCGGUCGUGUCCUCCAGGCAGGGGCGGGUGUACGUGGCUGGAGCCCCCCGGUUCAACCACACUGGAAAAGUCAUCCUGUUCACCAUGCACAAUAACAGGAGUCUCACCAUCCACCAGGCUCUGCCGGGCGAGCAGAUAGGCUCUUACUUUGGGAGUGAGAUCACCUCAAUGGACAUCGAUGGCGACAGUGUGACUGACGUCCUGCUGGUGGGUGCACCCAUGUACUUCAGCGAGGGCCGUGAGCGAGGCAAGGUGUACGUCUAUCACCUGAGACAGAAUCGGUGUGUUUAUAAUGGAACGCUGGAGGAUUCCCACAGUUACCAGAAUGCCCGAUUUGGGGCCUCCAUCGCCUCAGUUCAAGACCUCAAUCAAGAUUCCUACAAUGACGUGGUGGUGGGAGCCCCUCUGGAGGACAACCACAGAGGAGUCAUCUACCUCUUCCAUGGCUUCCGAGGCAGCAUUCUGAAGAAGCCCAAGCAGAGAAUCGCAGCAUCAGAGCUGGCUCCAGGCCUCCAGUAUUUUGGCUGCAGCAUCCACGGGCAAUUGGACCUCAAUGAGGAUGGGCUUGUCGACCUGGCAGUGGGUGCCCUGGGCAACGCUGUGAUUCUGUGGUCCCGCCCAGUGGUUCGGAUCAAUGCCAGCCUCCACUUCGAGCCCUCCAAGAUCAACAUCUUCCACCGGGACUGCAGGCGCAGUGGCAGGGACGCCACCUGCCUGGCCGCCUUCCUCUGCUUCACGCCCAUCUUCCUCGCACCCCAUUUCCAAACGGCAACUGUUGGCAUCAGAUACAACGCCACCAUGGAUGAGAGGCGGUAUACACCGAGGGCCCACCUGGACGAGGGCGGGGACCGAUUUACCAACAGAGCAGUUCUGCUGUCCUCCAGCCAGGAGCACUGUGAGCGGAUCAACUUCCACGUCCUGGAUACUGCUGACUACGUGAAGCCAGUGACCUUCUCAGUUGAAUAUUCCCUGGAGGACCCUGACCACGGCCCCAUACUGGAUGACGGCUGGCCCACUACCCUCAGAGUCUCGGUACCCUUCUGGAACGGCUGCAAUGAGGACGAGCACUGUGUCCCUGACCUCGUGCUGGAUGCCCGGAGUGACCUGCCCACAGCCAUGGAGUAUUGCCAGAGGGUGCUGAGGAGGCCUGUGCAAGACUGCUCCGCAUACACGCUGUCCUUUGACACCACCGUGUUCAUCAUAGAGAGUAUGCGUCGGCGGGUGGCAGUGGAGGCCAUGCUGGAGAACAGGGGCGAGAAUGCCUACAGCACAGUCCUAAAUAUCUCACAGUCAGCAAACCUGCAGUUUGCCAGCUUGAUCCAGAAGGAGGACUCAGACGGCAGCAUCGAGUGUGUGAACGAGGAGCGGAGACUCCACAGGAAAGUCUGCAACGUCAGCUACCCCUUCUUUCGGGCCAAGGCCAAGGUGGCUUUCCGUCUAGACUUUGAGUUCAGCAAGUCCGUCUUCCUGCACCACCUGGAGAUCCAGCUCGCUGCAGGCAGUGACAGUGACGAGCAGGACAGCACCAAGGAAGACAACACAGCCCUCCUACGCUUCCACCUCAAAUACGAGGCUGAUGUCCUCUUCACCAGGAGCAGCAGCCUGAGCCACUACGAGGUCAAGUCCAACAGCUCAUUGGACAAAUAUGAUGGCCUUGGGCCUCCCUUCAAGUGCAUUUUCAAGAUCCAGAAUUUGGGCUUGUUCCCCAUCCAUGGGAUGAUGAUGAAGAUCACAGUUCCCAUCGCCACCAGGGGCGGCAACCGCCUGCUGAUACUGAGGGACUUCCUCACUGACCAGGUGAACACGUCCUGUAACAUCUGGGGAAACAGCACUGAGUACCGGCCCACCCCAACGGAGGAGGACUUGAGUCAUGCCCCACAACUGAAUCACAGCAACUCUGAUGUAGUUUCCAUCAGCUGUAACCUGAGGCUGGCCCCCAACCAGGAAAUCAAUUUCCAUCUGCUGGGGAACUUGUGGUUGAGGUCCCUAAAAGCACUCAAGUUCAAGUCCAUGAAAAUUAUGGUCCACGCAGCCUUGCAGAGGCAGUUCCACAGUCCCUUCAUCUUCCGGGAGGAGGAUCCCAGCCGCCUGAUCAUGUUUGAGGUCUCCAAGCAGGAAGACUCGCAGAUCCCCAUCUGGAUCAUCGUGGGCAGCACACUGGGAGGCCUCCUGCUGCUGGCCCUGCUGGUCCUGGCACUGUGGAAGCUCGGCUUCUUUAAAAGUGCCAGGCGCAGAAGGGAGCCUGGCCUGGACCACACCCCCACAGUGCUGGAGUGAGGCUCCAGAGGAGGCUUCGAGUUGAUGAGGGCCAGGAUACCAGUCCUGGUGGUGAGCAGGCCCAGGCCCAGGCCCAGGCCCCAUGGAGCUGGAGCAGAGAGAACGCCAGCCGGCUUUGCACUUGACCUCAUCUCCUGAGCAGUGGCACCUGCUCCUUCUAGAAUGGAACUCAAGUCGGCUUGAAGAGGAACCGCCCUACUGGGAGGCUGGGACACCACCAACACAGAUCCUUAGGGACUUAAAGGGAUCUCCCUCCCCAGGCCCAUUCCAAGACCUCUCCUGGGCUCUGUGGAGGGCAUUUGUUGCCCAACCACUAAGGUGCUAGGAAUGCCUAAUCAUCCCCAUCCUCCAAAGAAACCCAGAGAGGAGGACUGUGUAUACAAACCCACUCUGUACACACUGCAGGCCUCUAGUUCCAAAAGGACCCAGGAGACAGCAGAUCUGAAUGCUGCCAUGUCCUCCCCCACCCACCCUGCCAUUGGUUCCCAAGUCACAUCCCCCGCCCUUGCCCAUAGAUAGGCCCAGGGGCUCCGCA